AUGGUAGAACCUGUAAUAUCUUCCCGCUUUGGAAAGCGACCGAUCCUAGAAGUGCCAGCUAUGCAAGUUUCUGGGCACACCUCACUGGAAGUGCCUUCAAUACAGUCUCCUGUUAUGAACACUACCAGCAACAUUGUACCUGUUCCCGUACCUGUUGCCAGCCCGACGCAGAUACAUUUGUACAAUCCUCCGUAUGUGGCUGGCGUGAUACCACAAGUUCAAAUACCCUAUCCAGGGUUAGACGUGAAACAACAAUCUGCGCCUGUAGGACCUUUCUACAGUCCACAAGGUCGUGAAUUUUACUACGGUCCAAAUGGUGAGAUCAUUUUCCCACCUCCAGUAAACCGUCCGAACAAUCUAUUUCCGGGAGUUGCUAGUUCAUAUACUGGAUACGCUCCCAUGCCGCCACCAGCACCAUUUAGGAUUCCGUAUCCAAACUACGGAAUGAUGACCCCCGGGUUCAACAUCACUUGUGAGUUGGAGUAUGGACGGGUUAUGAACAUCAACGUAAGAGACUCUGACGGAGAGUUCAGAGGCAUUCCGGAAUUUCUGAGAUCUGAACUUUUGAGAACAUACGGCUCUUUUCCUUACACUGAGGUCAGGAUCAAGCUGGAAGGUGGGGAGUUCCACAUCUACGCCACACACGAAAACCGCCCUAAACAUCGACGUCAUCGAAGACAUCGGGACAGUGAUUCGGACAGUGAUAGCGAUAGAAAUGGUCCCUACCCUGAAUGGAGCAGUGAUGUAGACUCGUACACAAGCGGUGUACGGCCCAGAAAUCCAGGUGACAGACCUAGAGGUGUAGUUCAUGAGCGAGGUUGGAAUCGUUUCCGGUAA
Molecule: messenger RNA, 837 nt
Organism: Candidula unifasciata
Lineage: Eukaryota; Metazoa; Mollusca; Gastropoda; Stylommatophora; Geomitridae
Source: the annotation of a GenBank genome assembly